Messenger RNA from Melanotaenia boesemani (Boeseman's rainbowfish), 1800 nucleotides. It is a transcript of the gene tagln3b, whose product is annotated as transgelin 3b. Gene Ontology annotation, molecular function: protein binding. The transcript has 5 exons. Lineage: Eukaryota; Metazoa; Chordata; Actinopteri; Atheriniformes; Melanotaeniidae. The record is from RefSeq and is a predicted model, not a curated record. The coding region runs from base 318 to 917 and encodes 199 amino acids.
CCACAGAGCUGAGUUUGCACUACACUGACCACCUUCCGGGAGAGGAGUCACGUCGCAUCCCGUGUUGAGCGUCUCUAGGGACCCCUCCUGGAGGAGCUGGCAUAUAAAAUCAGUGGCUCGCCCCACCCGGACAAAGUAAGGUCCAGUCUGGCCCAACACGCUCAGCGUUUUAUGGAUGCUUCAGCAGUUCAGCAUCAUCCUCAGCCCUGCCCAGCUCAGCGGAAUUAACGCAGAGGCACGAAACCACUCUGUUUGCUCUCUCCUCUACAGGUUGCUAUUCCCCACCUAUAGUGCACUAGAUUGUUGGCAGACCUGCCAUGGCGAACAGAGGGCCCAGUUACGGACUGAGCCGGGAGGUACAGGAGAAGAUUGAGCAGAAGUAUGACCCUGACCUGGAGCAACGGCUUGUGGACUGGAUUGUUGCACAGUGUGGGGGAAACCUGGAGAAACCACAGCCGGGCAGGCAGAACUUCCAGAUAUGGCUGAUGGAUGGAACAAUUCUGUGUAGACUCAUCAACAGCCUUUAUCCAAGGGGAAAGGAACCCAUCAAAAAGAUCCCAGAAACCCAAAUGGCCUUUAAACAAAUGGAGAAGAUCUCUCAAUUCCUGCAAGCAGCUGAAGCAUAUGGAGUAACGACCACAGACAUCUUUCAAACUGUGGACCUCUGGGAAGGAAAAGACAUGGCAGCAGUGCAAAGGACCCUGAUGGCUCUUGGGAGUGUGGCUGUCACAAAGGAUGAUGGUCAUUACAAAGGUGAUCGGGACUGGUUCCACAGGAAAGCACAGGGAUAUCGACGAGAGUUUACUGAAGAGCAGCUUCGCCAAGGACAGAGUUUGAUCGGCCUGCAGAUGGGCAGCAACCGUGGGGCAUCCCAGUCUGGUAUGACAGGCUAUGGUAUGCAUCGUCAGAUCAUGUAGACCACUUACAAGAUAAAAUUUACUCCUGCUUCCAGACCUUAUUUUCUACUAAUACCACAACUCCUAUAGCUCCCAAACUCCCCUAAGCUUUGUAGCACCUGCCUUGUUAACCUCAAUUUCCCUGGAAUUGCUGCUUUUCCCUGACGGUACCCUCUUUAAAAUAUGAUGUCAAGUGUUGUAAAUCUUCUUGUUCAAACUCUCUUCCUCACCCUCUCUUUCCUUUUUAAUGUGCUAUUUCUUCUUUAUCCUUCUUUUGUUUUUUUUAAGUUCAAAUAAUUACUUGAUGUGGGUUUCAGUUUAGUUUUAUAUUGUUUUGAAUUACAAACACAAGCCAUCAUUAUUAUGCAAAUGAGUAUUGUAUUUUACAGAGAUACUGUAAACCUUUGUUAUAGCAUGAUAUUUGAAUUCUUAUUUAUAUAAACACAUAUUUACAUUUUUGAUCAUUAUAGUAGGUUUUAUUACUAUUGUAAUUAUUUAGCCUCAAACCUAAUGGAGCUGAAUAAGUGAUGACGUCUGUACUAUCUUGUCUGAAAGCCUUGUUGCAGUAUCUUCUGUAACCAAAUCAACCUCACGUUGUGCCUGGUUAUGGAACUUCAGAGACCAGGUCCAGAUAUACUGGCCUCAAAUUAUAACUGAGUGUCAUUCAGUCUGAGCCAUACCCUUGUUAUUUGUUUGUUAGGUUACAUAUUUGUCCAUACUGUGUCCAAUCUGUGUACACUGAACAAGUAAAUGUGCAGUAGCCAAUAUGUAUGACCGUGAAGUUUCCAUUUCUGGUGGCAGAUCAACGCAUUGCUUGAAUGUGCACUUUUAUGUGUUAUGUUUAUAUUUUUUUAAUAUAUUUAUAUCUGGAGGCUUGCAGAAAAAAAGUACUGAAAAAAUAAAA